CUAAUCUCUUGGCUUCAUACCCAUCAGAGGGACACUCAUCUCCUGCUCCUUCGCCAGAGUGAAGAUGUCUCUCCAGGCUCCGCUCCAACCUGCAGUGGUCCUGUCUCUGGUUCUGGUUGUGUUGGCUCUGACAGGGCUGUCCCAUGCCCAGCUCCAGCCCAAGGCUUCUGUCCUGGAUUUCUCAGCCAGCUUGGGUAACCUCCUCCCCAGCCUCAGCCGUCCGGCCAACUCCAGCCGGAUCUUCUACGGGGUAAUGUUUGACGCUGGCAGCACUGGGACACGCAUCCAUGUCUACACCUUCAUACAGAAAGACCCUGAGGAGUUACCAGUGUUGGAUAAUGAGAUGUUCCAUUCCAUCAAGCCUGGUCUGUCGGCAUACGCAGACAUGCCUGAAAUGGGUGGGUACACAGUGAGGCAGCUUCUUAAGGUGGCAAAGAAGACUGUCCCGCAGCUGGAUUGGAAGAGAACCCCACUGGUCCUGAAAGCUACAGCAGGACUCAGGCUGCUGCCCCCAGAGAAAGCCCAGGCUCUGCUGGAACAGGUGCAGGAAGUGUUUGAUGAAUCUCCCUUCUUCGUCCCAGACGACAGCGUCAGCAUAAUGGAUGGUACAAAUGAAGGAAUUUUGGCGUGGGUUACUGUGAACUUUUUGACAGGUCACCUGUAUGCUGAGACCAGGAAGUCCGUGGGGAUUCUAGAUCUGGGGGGUGGAUCGACUCAAAUCACUUUUCUACCCAAAUCCAAGAAAACCAUUGUAAGUUCUCCUGCUGACUACAUUGCCAGAUUUGACAUGUUCAACACUACAUAUGAACUGUACACUCACAGCUACCUGGGUAAUGGCCUGAUGGCAGCCAGACUGGCAGCCCUAGGAGCACUGGGGGCAGAAGGGUUGGAGUGGAGAGUGUUCAAAAGUGCCUGUCUGCCCAAGAAGUUCAGAGAGGAGUGGAGCUUUGGAGGACUCACCUACACAGUCAGCGGGAUACCUGAUGGUUAUGCAGGAUACAAGCUGUGUUACCAGGAGGUGUUGAAGGUAGUAAAGGGAAUAGUUCACCAGCCCUAUGAGUUGAAAGACACCAGUGUGUUCUAUGCUUUCUCCUACUACUUUGACAGAGCCAUGGACGCAGGCCUUAUUGAUGGGACCCAAGGAGGAAUGCUGGAGGUCAGAGACUUUAAGAAGGGAGCUAAAGAGGUGUGUAACAAGAUGUCUAAGUACCGUCCUGUCAGCCCCUUCUUGUGUAUGGACAUGACCUACAUCACCUGUCUGCUCAAAGAUGGCUUCGGCUUCAAAGAGAACACUGUACUGCAGCUGACUAAGAAGGUGAACAAUAUUGAGACAAGCUGGGCAUUAGGUGCCACAUUCAAACACUUCCAGAACCUAAAGAUCCACUGA
Molecule: messenger RNA, 1387 nt
Organism: Oncorhynchus kisutch (coho salmon)
Lineage: Eukaryota; Metazoa; Chordata; Actinopteri; Salmoniformes; Salmonidae
Product: ectonucleoside triphosphate diphosphohydrolase 5-like
Exons: 13
Coding region: 65-1387 (440 amino acids)
Molecular function (GO): hydrolase activity
Source: RefSeq, a predicted model, not a curated record